AUGGGAAUAAAUGCAUCAUUCGGGGCUGCAAGCACAAUAGUGUACCUCAGCCUCGAUCCCAAGCAGGAGAAGGAACGGGGAGGUUCUUACACUCACGGCGCCGAGAAGGAGUUCUCGUGCGGGCGCUGCGACAAGCGCUUCCUGUUCCGCGCCGCGCUGCGCGUGCACCUCGUCACGCACGACGCGCCCGCGCAUCUAUACUGCCACCUGUGCGACUUCAGCUUCAAGAACCGGAUGUCGUACACUCAGCACAUCAAGUACAGCCUCAAGCACUGCGACCCCGCCGCGCUCAAGUACAAAUGUCGCGAGUGCGACAAGCGCUUCCUGAAGGAGUCCCGACUGCGCGAGCAUACACUGGCGGUACACCUCAAGGCGACGCCGCUCGCCUGCGACCAGCCAGGGUGCACCUUCCCCUGCGCGGGCACCGGCGCGCGGCGCACGGGCCGGCGCCGGCGCCGCGCCACGUGUGCCACGCCUGCGGGAGGACCUACAAGGUCAGUGAGCGGCGCCGGGCCUGGCGACCUCGUACCCCGCCACGCGACUCACGCCACCCUGCUGUUGCAGACCAAGAAGUCCCUGGAAGGCCACCUCCGCUCGCACUCGGGCGAGCGUCCGUUCGCGUGCACUACUUGCGGCGCCACCUUCGGGUACGAGGCCGCGCUCUACAACCACACGCGCCUCGUGCAUCUCAAGCAUAAGUUGGGUCGCGGGCGCCCCCCUCCGUCGCAGGCGGCGCCAUCUAGUGGCGACGCGGGACUACCUACAGCAGCAACAGACUCCACUCACGGCGCCGAGAAGGAGUUCUCGUGCGGGCGCUGCGACAAGCGCUUCCUGUUCCGCGCCGCGCUGCGCGUGCACCUCGUCACGCACGACGCGCCCGCGCAUCUAUACUGCCACCUGUGCGACUUCAGCUUCAAGAACCGGAUGUCGUACACUCAGCACAUCAAGUACAGCCUCAAGCACUGCGACCCCGCCGCGCUCAAGUACAAAUGUCGCGAGUGCGACAAGCGCUUCCUGAAGGAGUCCCGACUGCGCGAGCAUACACUGGCGGUACACCUCAAGGCGACGCCGCUCGCCUGCGACCAGCCAGGGUGCACCUUCCCCUGCGCGGGCACCGGCGCGCGGCGCACGGGCCGGCGCCGGCGCCGCGCCACGUGUGCCACGCCUGCGGGAGGACCUACAAGGUCAGUGAGCGGCGCCGGGCCUGGCGACCUCGUACCCCGCCACGCGACUCACGCCACCCUGCUGUUGCAGACCAAGAAGUCCCUGGAAGGCCACCUCCGCUCGCACUCGGGCGAGCGUCCGUUCGCGUGCACUACUUGCGGCGCCACCUUCGGGUACGAGGCCGCGCUCUACAACCACACGCGCCUCGUGCAUCUCAAGCAUAAGUUGGGUCGCGGGCGCCCCCCUCCGUCGCAGGCGGCGCCAUCUAGCGGCGAUGCGGGACUACCUACAGCAGCAACAGACUCGUGA
Molecule: messenger RNA, 1473 nt
Organism: Spodoptera exigua (beet armyworm)
Lineage: Eukaryota; Metazoa; Arthropoda; Insecta; Lepidoptera; Noctuidae
Source: the annotation of a GenBank genome assembly